Molecule: messenger RNA, 1638 nt
Organism: Chlamydomonas reinhardtii
Lineage: Eukaryota; Viridiplantae; Chlorophyta; Chlorophyceae; Chlamydomonadales; Chlamydomonadaceae
Exons: 6
Coding region: 31-462 (143 amino acids)
Biological process (GO): protein peptidyl-prolyl isomerization
Molecular function (GO): peptidyl-prolyl cis-trans isomerase activity
Source: RefSeq, a predicted model, not a curated record
GUUAAUGUCAUAGGCGACGAAUUUUGAAACAUGGCUAGGUCGCGCACCACAGUGGUGCUCCUCUUUGUCCUCUUUGCCUGCGCCUCGUUGGCGCUCGCGGCAAAGGCCAAGAAGGCGAAGGAUGUCAAGGAGCUUCAGAUUGGCGUGAAGUUCAAGCCGGAGAACUGCGAGAAGACCGCGAAGCAGGGGGACACUGUGCACGUGCAUUACACGGGCAAGCUGACUGACGGCUCCAAGUUCGACUCCUCGCUGGACCGCAACCAGCCCUUCACCUUCACUCUGGGCCGCGGCUCCGUCAUCAAGGGCUGGGACCAGGGCCUGCUCGGCAUGUGCGUUGGCGAGAAGCGCAAGCUAAAGAUUCCCUCCCACAUGGGCUACGGCGACAGCGGCUCGCCCCCCAAGAUCCCCGGCGGCGCCACCCUCAUUUUUGACGUGGAGUUGAUCAAGAUCCAGAGCGAGUAACAUGUUUGGAGCUAAGGCCGUGUCCAGGGCGGCGGAUCAGCGGCGCCUAUGGGUCUGAGGACCGCCGAACGGCUGGCUGGCUGGCGGACGGUGGUGAUACACCUGGCCUGGCCUGGCCUGGCAUAGCAGACGGGUAGGAUGCCCGCUGCUCACCUAGGGUGCUGCUGGCGGUGGUGGCGGGCCGGUGUGUGACUGCAUGCGGGUGGCGGUGCGAGCCUGUGGCGAGUGGGCGGCUCUAAAUCCUCGAGGCAUCGUGUGUGGUGGGUGUGAUCAGCUGGGCGGGCCUGCCCCUCGCUCUGCUGGGGCUGAGCCUUCGUGGCAUGCAUGACAGCAGGCAUGGGUGCACAGAGCGGGGGAAGGGGCCGACCGUACCGGCCGUCUCAUGGUGGUGAAGCGCUGCGGUCAGCGGCAGCAGGGCCGAGUUUCACCAGCCCCUUGCGUUGCGCAUGUAACGCCCGGCUAUGAUACCUACGUAACGGAGCAACAUGCGGGCGACAUGAAUGCGUGUAUCGCAACGCCUCUUGUUAACAGUUUCGGCGAGCGCUGGAAGUGGAGGUAGAACGGUGCUGCAACUUCAGGGUUGUGGCGCCGAUCGUGGCAGCCAGCAGUACAGUGCAGCCCGUGGGAGCAAGGGCGUGUAAAGGACAUGGAGCCGGUGAGGUGGAGUCCAGGGAGCUAGCGGGGGGCCGGGGGCACGAAUUCGUGCGGGUCUCUUGCUUGUCAGCACGACCGCAUGCAGCGUGGGGCGAUGAGGGAGGAGUCUGACUACGACAAGCUCGUCUCAACUCGGGGCACGCUCUAUGAAACUAUGACCGCCCUGGCGGCCGGCAUUAUCAAUCCAAGUGUGGCGCAUAUGCGGCCUGCCGGACUCGGACGAGAAGACCGGGGGGCACGAGAGGAUUGGAGCCGGAAAUGGUCAGGGGUCGAGGCAGUAUAUCGCCCUCCGCUCAUCGAGCAGCAUGUCAAUUGUUGUAUUCCCCACAUUCCAGAAGGCAUAGUUUACGCUGUGCGAACUGAGCACGGGUGAAGGUACGGCCGGUCGGAACCCGGUUAUCGUGCGGACCGGACGCGCCUUUGACUGUGGGCCAAUGGUUACAACAGUUGAACACAAUACACUGUUUGCAAUGCUGCUGGAGCUGCAGUCGGAUUGGUACGUGACCGUCCACGCUAUUCAUG